GGCGUUGGAACCGGGAGGGCAGGGCUGCGGGGCUGCGCUCCGCCGCCACCGCCGCCCGGGAGAGCCAGGGGGCGGGGUUGCUGCUGCUGCUCUUGCCGGCUGCCGAGCCUACUCUGUCUGGGGUGAGUGAGUGCCGGUCGGGUCUGUGAGUGUGAGUGAGUGUGUCGUGUGUGUGUGCGCGCGUGUGCAGGGGGUGGGGAGGGUUCGUGUGCUUGCAGUCGUCUCCGCUUGGGGAGGAGAGGCGGCCGGCGGAGAGAGAGUGAAUGGAUCCGCGUGUGGCCUGGAUUCAGCCGGAGCAGAAAGGACCCGCUAAUGCUCUCUGGAUGCAGAUCUGGGAGACCUCGCAGGGAGUGGGGCGGAGCAGCUCUAGCUACCCGCCGUAUUUCUGCCUCAACUCCCCGGCCCUGGACACCACCGCUGCCGCUUCCUCUCCCUGCACCCCUGGCGGCGGGAGCCACAGCUGCACCCCACUUGUCAAAGCUGGCCCUGCCGCGGCUCUUCAGACUUCGACCCCCGGUGGUGGCAGCGGCGGCGGCGGUAGCGGCAGCCUCUCCUCCGCCUCCUCGCCUCCGCCGCCCGCGGCGCUGCCAGUGCUGCUGACAGGACUAGUACCUGCCACCGCUGCUGGGAGCACCGAAGGUGGGCGGCGGCUGCAGAAGUCUCCCUCCGUGUCCUCUUCGUCUUCCACCUCUUCCAACAACGAGUCUGGCACUGAAAGCCCCGGGUUUUCCUCCUCUUCCUCCUCCUCGUCCUCAAGCAGCGCCUCUUCCGGCCGGACUCUGUCCGGGGGCGGCGGUGGGACCUUACCUGGUCGGGGAGGCGGUGGAGGCCCGGGCGCCUUUUUUAACUUCAAUGAGAACAAAUUGAACAAUCUCAACAGCGUGAAUGGCCAUCACCACCACCAUAAUCCGCACAGUGGAGCCAACGGCAACCUCCUGGCGCCGCCGCCUCCUCCGCCCCCGCCGCAGCCACAGCAGCAGCAGCCGCAGCAGCAGCAGCAGCCGCAGCAGCAGUCCCAGCCCCCGCCCCCGCCGUCUUCUGCCCCCGCCUCAUCUAACUCCAUCCAACAGCACCAGUAUCAUCCGGGCCGCAGGAAACGGGAAAAUAAAGCUAGCACUUAUGGGAUGAACUACCUGCUGUCCGGGAGUCGAGGGGCCGCGCUGAACAAUAAUCAUCUUCCCCAGGAGCAGCAGCAGAGACCCGGCACCCCCUGGAAGACCAGGACUUACAGCCCGGGCAUCCAAGGGCUACAUGAGGAAAUAAUUGACUUUUAUAAUUUCAUGUCCCCUUGUCCCGAAGAAGCAGCUAUGCGAAGAGAAGUAGUUAAAAGAAUAGAAACUGUCAUAAAAGAUCUUUGGCCUACAGCUGAUGUUCAGAUAUUUGGCAGCUUUAGUACAGGGCUUUAUCUUCCAACUAGCGACAUAGAUUUAGUAGUUUUUGGAAAAUGGGAACGUCCGCCUUUACAGCUAUUGGAACAAGCACUACGGAAACACAAUGUGGCUGAGCCAUGUUCCAUUAAAGUACUUGACAAAGCUACAGUACCAAUAAUAAAACUCACUGACCAGGAGACAGAAGUAAAAGUUGACAUCAGUUUUAAUAUGGAAACUGGUGUGAAGGCAGCUCGGUUGAUCAAGGAUUACAUGAAGAAAUAUUCAUUGCUGCCUUACUUGAUUUUAGUAUUAAAACAGUUCCUCUUGCAGAGGGACCUGAAUGAAGUUUUUACAGGUGGAAUUAGCUCUUAUAGCCUAAUUUUAAUGGCCAUUAGCUUUCUACAGUUGCAUCCCAGAAUUGAUGCCAGAAGAGCUGAUGAAAACCUUGGAAUGCUUCUAGUAGAAUUUUUUGAACUGUAUGGAAGAAAUUUUAAUUACUUGAAGACUGGUAUUAGAAUAAAAAAUGGAGGUGCCUAUAUCGCCAAAGAAGAAAUCAUGAAAGCCAUGACCAAUGGAUAUAGACCAUCCAUGUUGUGCAUUGAAGAUCCUCUACUGCCUGGGAAUGAUGUUGGCAGAAGUUCAUAUGGUGCCAUGCAAGUGAAGCAAGUUUUUGACUAUGCCUACAUUGUUCUUAGCCAUGCAGUGUCACCAUUAGCAAGAUCAUACCCAAACAGAGAUUCUGAAAGUACACUAGGUAGAAUCAUCAAAGUAACACAGGAAGUGAUUGACUAUAGAGGAUGGAUCAAAGAAAAAUGGGGAAACAAAAUUAAUCUAUCACCUGAACUUGAUAAUAGAAUAAAGAUAAAAGAGCAGAUAACUCCAUGUAAUGGGGAUCAGCCUCAAAGCAGAGACACAGAAUCACCCUUUAGCCAGCGUUUGACUUUGCCUUUGUCUAGCACCCAACCUCUUUCCUCUGGUUCAUCUGCUUCUUCUGUAUCUUCACUUUCUGGAAGUGAUAUUGAUUCUGAUACACCACCUUGCACAACUCCUAAUGUUUACCAAUUUAGUCUGCAAGCACCAUCUCCGCUUAUGGCCAGUUUACCUACAGCAUUGCCAAUGCCAAGUGGUAAACCUCAGUCAGCUCCUACUAGAACGCUAAUAAUGACAACCAAUAACCAGAGUACUGCUAUUCAUAUUUUGACUAGGUUUACUAUACCUCCACCUACCUUAGGUGUGCCCCCACUUCCUUGCAGACAAGUUGGUAUUGAAGGGACACCAUCUUUGAAAACUGUUCAUCACAUGUCAUCUCCUGCUGUUCCUUCUACAUCUCCCAACCCACUCUCAAGCCCCCAUUUGUAUCAUAAGCAGCACAAUGGCAUGAAAUUUUCCAUGAAAGGAACUCAUAAUCAUAACCAAGGCAAUGGUUACAAUCCUGUUGGCAGCAGUGGCAUGCGGCAGCCUGUGGGCAACAGAGGACACCAUCAAUAUAACCGUACUGGCUGGAGAAGGAAAAAACACACACACACAAGAGACAGUUUGCCUCUUAGUCUCAGCAGAUAAUGGCUCAUGUCAAAAUUAUCUACCCCCAAUUUUACAAACUGAAGCUGAGUGACAUUGGACACUAAACUGGGGAACUGAGACCAGCAUUCAGCACAUCAGCGCCCGGGUAUUGUGAAAUAUCUGCAGCUGAUUAUUUUGCAUGUUUCUUUGUGUGGUGGUUAAGUCCAUCUUAAAGAAAAAGUAGUUGUGCUCAUCUGUGAAGCCUUAUUAAAUGUGGAAGUUGUUUUCUGCCUUCCCAGGAUUAUUCAUUGAGUGCCGAAGCAGCUCUUCAUAAAGAACUGCAAGGACAUUAAAUGCUUUGGCAUUUUUGCUGUAGCUGCAUUUGUUCCUUAGCAGUUUGGGUUUCUUAUUUUUAUUUCUGUCAAAGAAGCAGAGGAGAGUUAAACCCCUGAUGUUUUUUCCCCCAGCAGACACAGUUGGGAGUUUGUAACAGUUUUACUGCCCUCAUGUUCUUUUUCAAAUUUCAGAACUUUUUUGCUCUGUAAAUAUUGAAAACUUAUAAUUUGUGCAAUAACUCAGAAUUUUUUAAUUUAAUUUCAUAUUUUCACAUAAGUUAUAUUUAAGGGAGGAGGGAAUUUUUUUUUUUUAAAUCUUAUAUCCUUUCCCAAGUUGCAUUUUCUAAGUUGGGUUUAGUAGUUUUGGCAGGUUGAAUGUCAUUAGAACACCACACUGAGGGUUUUUGUUUUUAGCCUUUUUUUGUUUUGUUUUGUUUUGUUUUUCUUGGUUAAAUGUGAGGCUUCUUGAUUCAUAGUGAAUGGGCAGAGUUAGCUUACGGUUUUAUGAAGGAAUUAAGCUCCAAACUAUUUUGACCCUGCCUCAUUAGCUCAUUAGUCUGGCCUCUUGUCAGUUGUCUUGCUCUGACCAGUGAGUUUUAAUUGUUUUGUUUUUCUUUUUUUCUUCUUUUUAACUAGACAACAAAUCCAGCAAUUAAAGUGCCAGAAGUAUAACUUUCUAAGGGUGAGAAAAGGGUUGUCACAAUAUAAAAUCCAAAAAAAAUUUUAAAAAAAAUUUGUGAAUUUUGAAUUGCUCCAGUCAGUUUUAGUAAUGAAACAGAACCUAUAAUAACUUGGGGGAUCUGCUGAACAUCAUUACUAAAAAAGAUUUGCCCAGUUUUAGGAAUGUGGAGAAAGGAAUUAUGUUGAUUCCAUUAUGGAAUCUGUAUAGCAGUAUGCAUUAGUUCUGUUAAGAGCAAAUAUAUGAAAAGUACUUCAUCUGCUCAGUGCACUCUAGGAAGUAUCUUUUAAUGUAUUGCAGGAGAGCACAGCCAAGGGUUGCACAUGUCUGAGUGACUGGCACUUAAUUUACAGAUGCAUACAGGUAUACUAUGCAAGUGUAUUCUGCCAUGACAACCACUGUCUUUGUUACCUUUUUUUGAACAAGAAUAUAUCCAUCCUGCCUAACCCUGAGUUUUAGAAGCACCACAGUUGUCCUGGGAGUUGGUUGCAUCUCAUAUGCCAUCUGACUUCCUGUUUUUAAAAUGAGGGGUUGUAGCCCUGCUAAACACUACAGGUGGGUUGUUUUUUGAAGUCCACUAGUGGAGAAUGUUGAGAGGAAAACUUAUUACCAUGACAUCUAAAUGAUGUAGAGAAGUGGGAAGUUUUAGAAUUGAUAUCUGAAUGUUAAAAUAGGCAUCUAGCAUGAUAAAGCUUUAAAAUGUCUGUGGUAUGCCUUUUGAAGCAGGACUAGCCCACAUUGUCAUUGGAAUCUAUAAACUGCAACUGCAGAUUUUUUAGAAGGAGGGCAUUCCAGAAUAGAGUAGCACAUUUUUCUGCAGUUCUUGAUGAUUGAAACUUAUCAAAAAUAUUUAAAAAUAUUUAAAUUGUGAACCUAUUCAUAAACAGAUAUUUAUAAAGACUGAUACAUAGGCCUAUACUACUAAUCUUUACACAUUAGCAAUAUUGAGUAUAAACCUACAUUAAGGAAACCACUACACAGACUUUAGUUGGUAUCUUAUGUAGUGUGCAUUUUAAAGCUAGAUUCAUAGAACACAGGUAUCAUGUUCCAUUUCAGUCAUGGUGAACCAAAUGAAUUGGCCUGGCUACCACUGUGGUUAUGUGCUACAGGUUUAAAAAAAGAUAUCAUGUUUAGAUUUUUUUUUUGUGUGGACAACAAUGUGGAAGCUAAAAUUGACAUAUUUUUAUGUAAAGUUUUUCUAUUCUUUGAUUUUUAAUAAACUUUGGAAACCA
Molecule: messenger RNA, 5116 nt
Organism: Antechinus flavipes (yellow-footed antechinus)
Lineage: Eukaryota; Metazoa; Chordata; Mammalia; Dasyuromorphia; Dasyuridae
Gene: TENT4A
Product: terminal nucleotidyltransferase 4A
Exons: 14
Coding region: 264-2930 (888 amino acids)
Biological process (GO): RNA 3'-end processing
Cellular component (GO): TRAMP complex; nucleolus
Molecular function (GO): mRNA binding; poly(A) RNA polymerase activity
Source: RefSeq, a predicted model, not a curated record